This is a messenger RNA of Episyrphus balteatus (marmalade hoverfly), 2732 nucleotides long. RefSeq names its product tetratricopeptide repeat protein 39B-like. The record is from RefSeq and is a predicted model, not a curated record. The transcript has 9 exons. The coding region runs from base 532 to 2484 and encodes 650 amino acids. Gene Ontology annotation, molecular function: protein binding. Lineage: Eukaryota; Metazoa; Arthropoda; Insecta; Diptera; Syrphidae.
GAUUUCGAUUCGGUUGCAUGUUUUCUCAUAAAAAUAUAAUAAAUUUAGUAUACAAUCGGUUGAUGACAGUCGUCGGCCUUAAAACAUAAUAAACAACAAAGAAAUAUACAUUUAUGUUUUUAUUUUUUUAUAUUUUUCUUUUGUUUGAGUAAAAAUUUCAAUUAAGAAAGGAAAAACUGUGAUAACAUUCAUUCCAAAUCAAAAAUUAGCAAUUAAAUUCUAUGAGACAAGCAAACAGUCUCGCUCGCAUAAAAUCAAAAUAUUUAAGUCUACCAACAGACUACCUUUCAGACUAAUGACAACAAAAUCCAUGAACUUGCUUUGUAAAAAAAUCAAUAAAUAUUGAAUAAAUUUUUGUUGUUUCUUGUGUUGUGGUAGGAUUUUUCCAAAAAAAAAAAACAAAAAAAAAUUGCCCACCAACAAUAAAUUUGUGCAUGCAAACAAGACCACGGUGACAACACACAACGACGUGGUGCAAGGUGCAAGCAAGAAGCAAUCUAAGUACUAAGUUCAAAGAAAAUAAUCAUAAUCAUGUCGUCGGCUCGCAAAGCAACUGCUUUAGAGAAGCCUUGUGCUUCUCCUUCGAGUUUCUUGCACAAAAAAACACCGACGAAACCGAUUGCUAGUGAAGUUGUUGCCUCAUCAUCAACUUCAAAGUUAACGUCGGCAUCGGCGUCGUCGUCGUCGUCGUCGACGACACAAGUGACAACGAUAACAGCUCGGAAUGCGGGCAACUCUUCAUCCACCAGCAACGAGAUAAAGGUUGACAACGAUGAUAAUGAUGACUCAGGCGAGUUUCAUGAUGCCCUGAGUAUAGAAGCAAUGUCUACUACAAUGGACUUGGACAUUGCCUUGGAGGAGGCCAAAUUGGCUAUACACUACUUUUUCAACAACAAAUUCGAUGAUGCUCGAAACCUUUUGAAACCAUGGGCUCACAGUAGUAUGUACCAUUCGGUAGGCAAUAGUGUAUUUGCAUUCCUGGAAGCAAUUCUAACAUUCGAGCACAAUCACAUUGCUAUUGCUGCCGAAGAAUUAAAAACCUGCCUUGAAGUGUGUAAUAGACAUAAGCGAAAAAACACCAUUACAGAAUCAAUUGGAAAGAAAUUCAAAAAAACAAAUUAUGAUCAAUAUACAGAUUUAGAAGCCCACGCAGAGCUGUGUUCAGCUGAAGCGAUGCUCAUUAAAGCAAUGUUAACAUUUAUUGAAGAUGAAACAUUGACAAGUCUCAUAAAGGGUGGUAUGAAGAUAAGAAACUGUUUCAAUAGUUAUAAGGAAUGUGCAAAUAUUUUGACUCAAAGAAAUUGGAGUUCAGAAAAUUCGCAAAUACAUUUUGAAAGUGGAGUACGAAUGGGCAUGGGUACAUUUAAUCUAAUGAUAUCUUUGCUACCAGCAUGUGUGAUAAAAGUAUUAGAGUUUAUAGGAUUCUCUGGCAAUAAGAAAAAUGGCAUUGAAGAUCUUGUGACGGGAUAUUAUCUGCCUGGUUUGCGUCAAGUCCUCUGCGCAAUGACGCUACUUGGCUACCAUUUAAUUGUCUGCUAUGUACUCAGCCACCAAGAAGGUGACCUAGAAUUCUGCAACGAAGUCCUCAAUAAACAAUUAGAACAAUAUCCCGAAGGAGUAUGGUUUCUAUUUUUCAAGGGUCGUUUAGAAUUUAUGAAGGGCAACCUUGACGAAGCACAACAUUGGUACAAAAAGUCAUGGAAAUCACAAAAUGUUUGGCCUCAAUUUCAUCAUUUAAGUUUUUGGGAAUUAUUAUGGGUAAACUGUCUCAAAUUAGAUUGGCGAGAAUCAAGCCUCUAUGCAACGUACCUUGUUGAAAAAAGUAAAUGGUCUCGAACAAUAUAUUCAUACCAGAAAGCUGCAGUUCUUUUGAUGAUCGACGACAACGAAUUAACACCAACUGAACGCACAACCAUCGAUAAUCUUAUGAGAGAUGCUCCAAAGUACAAACAAAGAAUCGCCGGUAAAUCACUACCAAUGGAGAAGUUUAUAUGUAAGAAAUCCGAACGUUAUUUUGCCCAAGAUCGCAACUUAAUAAUGCCUGCAAUCGAGCUUAUGUAUGUAUGGAAUACGUUUAAAGUAAUGGGUAAACAUUUUCACAUUGCCGAUGGAAUCUAUCAAAUUAUUGAGAAAAAUCUUAAACAACAUGAAGAGAAAUCAACACCUAGUGCAUAUGAUUCAGAUAAUCUUGCAUUGAUACUUUUGCUUAAAGGAGCUUGUCUUAGACAAACUAAAAAUCCAUUUUUGGCUUUAAAGAGUUUAGAGUCUGUGAUGGCAUUACAGAGCAGUAUCAAAGAGGACAUGUAUUUGGUUGCUUAUGCCCUAGUUGAAAUAGGUUUAAUUUAUGCAGAAGAAGGACGUCGUGACCUCGCAAUAGCAGCUUUAGAAGAUGCUAAAAAAAAAUACACUGGUUACUCAUUAGAAUCCAGGUUACAUUUUCGUAUUCAUGCAGCAUUGACGGAACUUAAAGCUUGUGAGCGUUAAUAAAGCAAAGGAAAAAAAAAAUUAAAUCAGAAAGUCAUCAUAGCACACAUACAGACACAAAAUAUAAUUAACCAAAUUGAUAUGCCAAAAAUUAUUUGUUGAGUUCCAAAGGAAGGUGGCAGUACUUUGGUGUUGCUUAAUUUUGUUUAUUAGAAAAUAAAAAUUGUUAAUUAUUUAUUAUUUAAUUGCUUCAAACAAUCAUGGGAAAAAAUACAUAAUUCAAAAGCAAUAUAUUACAAUGAAAUGUU